CGCGGAGCCCCCGCGCACAUGCGUACUGGAGGCAACAGGAGGCGGGGCGCAUCGCGCAGCAUUUUGGGAGUUGUAGUUGUUUUACAAGCGUCCGAACAGCCCGAGUAGAUGUUUGUGCAGGGGGCGGGGAGCCGCCCAAGGUGACUUGAUUGACAGCUGACCGGCCGUCCGGACGAAUAGAAAGUCUUAAUGUUUCUGGGCGGAGACUCAUGAGGAGACGGGGCGGGAUUUCGGGAGGGAGGGGCGGAGCCUCUGGCUCUGGGCGCGCGCGGUUGAAAGACUUUCGGCAGCUGUUGGGUCCCGCCGCUCCGGUCCCGCUUUCCCCAUGGCUGAUGCCAAGGCGUUUCAGGUUUGCCCGCCGCCUCCGCCGCCUCCCUCCUCUCCCUCCUCGGACGCGUCUUCAGCAUCCUUCUCAGGCGUGAGUUUGGGGCGGCGGGCCCCGAGUCCGAGCGACGGUGGAGCGGCCGACCCCCUGGAGGAAGUGGAGCUGCGGAUCGGAGACGCAGCGUUUUCAUUAACCAAACUUCUAGAGGCUACAUCUGCAGUAUCGGCUCAAGUGGAAGAGAUUGCCCUUAAAUGUACAGAAAAUGCUCGCUUCCUUAAGACAUGGAGAGACCUCUUGAAAGAAGGCUAUGAUUCUUUGAAACCUGACAACUGAUUAUGACUGUAUAAUUCACUUUCUCAUCGAUUUGCACAUGUACCAUAUAUGUAGAGGACAAUCUCCAGCGUUUCUGUGUACUCAGAAUGAAAUUUUGCUUGGUUUUCUAGACCUUUGUGAAAGUAUAAUAUUGAUGUGAUUUUUUUAUGAUGACAAAUACUUGUUUAUCCUUAAAUACUUUCUAUUCUUUAAACAGCUUCAAAUUCCUCUACGAAAGUUAUUUCUCUCAGUAGAAAGUUUGAACCAGUGACACAGGAUGACCAGAUAAUUUUGAAAGCCGCGGAGAAUGCCAGAAAAGUGGAGCUGAGUUUCAUGUUACAACCCAAGUGACAUGACUGAAUUUGCCGGGGAGGACCAGCUCCUUCAGCUAAGGCCUCUCAAAGCAGAGAUAUGUUUUAUGACUUCCACACCCACAGCAUCUGGAACUGACACUCCCCAAUUUUUUGUUGAGUAAAACACUUGGCAAUUAUAAUUAAAACCUAUUGUUUCUCCAUAUUUUUUAGCAUGAAGACUAGGAGUAUUUUCCUAAAAAAAAAAGUAUGAAUUUGAACUUCAUUUAUGUAAAGGGAAAA
Messenger RNA from Perognathus longimembris pacificus (Pacific pocket mouse), 1230 nucleotides. RefSeq names its product chromosome 16 C4orf46 homolog (gene C16H4orf46). Lineage: Eukaryota; Metazoa; Chordata; Mammalia; Rodentia; Heteromyidae. Bases 326 to 658 code for a protein of 110 amino acids. The record is from RefSeq and is a predicted model, not a curated record. The transcript has 2 exons.